Messenger RNA from Diversispora eburnea, 4806 nucleotides. The record is from the annotation of a GenBank genome assembly. Lineage: Eukaryota; Fungi; Glomeromycota; Glomeromycetes; Diversisporales; Diversisporaceae.
ACUUUUUCCGAGCAACCGGAGCCCGAUAUAGUAAAAAUUUCUGUACUACAUGAAGAAUCAAUAAUUGUUGGAUUUCAUUUAACCGAUUACUGGAUUAAAGAUUUAAUAUCCAACUUUCCGGCAUCAACUUAUGUAAUUAUCACGGAUACGAACAUCGCAUCAAUUUAUCUUGAAAAAUUAUCAAAUCGAUUUAAGAGUGAAUUGAAUCGAGUUAAAGAAUCCAAUGUCUCUGUACCAAGAUUUUUAACUUAUACAAUUCCUCCAGGAGAACAAUCCAAAUCAAGAGAAAUUAAAGCUGAAAUUGAAGAUUUUCUAUUAAGCAAAGCAUGUACACGUGAUACUUGUAUUAUCGCUUUUGGUGGUGGCGUUAUCGGUGAUUUAGUUGGUUUCGUGGCAGCCACUUUUAUGCGGGGUGUGCCAUUUAUACAAGUUCCAACGACACUACUUGCUAUGGUAGAUUCGUCAAUUGGUGGUAAAACUGCGGUUGAUACGCCUCAUGGAAAAAAUUUGAUUGGUUCUUUUUGGCAACCCAAAAGAAUUUAUAUUGAUAUUAUUUAUUUGGAGACCUUACCUGAAAGGCAAUUCGUCAAUGGUAUGGCUGAAAUCAUAAAGACUGCUGCAAUUUCUAACGAAAGUGAUUUCGUAAAUCUUGAAAAUGGUGCGGAGAGCAUUCGUGAUGCUGUACUUAAACCCAAAAGAGAAUCUCCUUUUCAAGGUGCAAAAAUUGAAACACGUACUUCAGGACAAUCUCUUCUUUUGUCAGUGAUUGUUGGAUCUGCUAAAUUUAAGGCACAUGUGGUUACGCAUGAUGAAAGGGAAAGUGGUCUUCGUUCAUUACUAAACUUUGGUCAUACCAUAGGUCAUGCAAUUGAAGCUAUUUUAUCACCUGAAUUAUUACAUGGUGAAUGCGUCUCUAUUGGUAUGAUUAAAGAAGCUGAACUUGCACGGUAUAUGGGACAUCUAAAUCAAGUUGCCGUAGGUAGAUUAUUAAUAUGUUUAUCGAGUUAUGGAUUACCUGUUUCUCUUGAUGAAAAAAAAGUUUUAAAUUUGGCGGGUGAAAAAUUUUGUACUGUUGAUAAAUUGAUGGAUAUCAUGAAGGUGGAUAAAAAAAAUAAAGGUGAUAAAAAAAGAAUAGUUAUUCUUUCUGGAAUUGGAAAAACCUAUGAACAAAAAGCAACCUGGGUAUCUGAUUCUGCAAUUCGUAAAGUUCUUUCACCUUCUAUCAUUGUUCAUCCGAAUGUAACUUCUUCCAGUUCACAAACUCAGGUUACGAUGACAACUCCGGGAUCAAAAUCAAUUUCAAAUCGUGCCUUGAUUCUCGCUGCAUUGGGAAAAGGAACUUGUAGACUUAAAGGAUUACUUCACUCGGAUGAUACUCAAGUGAUGCUUAGUGCCCUUAUAAAUCUUGAAGGUGCAAAAUUUGAGUGGGAAGAUGACGGAGAAACAUUAGUAGUCAAAGGUGGGGGUGGAAAUCUUAAAGUUCCUAAUAAAGAAAUAUAUCUUGGAAAUGCUGGAACAGCUUCUAGGUUUAUUACUACCUUAUGCACAUUAAUUUCACCGGAUACUAUUACAGACACAAAUAAGCAUACGAUCGUAACAGGAAACGCACGCAUGAAACAACGUCCAAUUGGUCCUUUAAUAACUUCUCUUCGGGAAAACGGUUCACAAAUAAAGUAUCUAGAAACUGAAGGUUGUCUCCCAGUUGAAAUAUUGCCUAAUAAACAACGAUUUCGCGGUGGUUUGAUAAAUCUCGCCGCAUCAAUUUCAUCUCAAUAUGUAACUUCAAUUCUUCUAAGUGCACCAUAUGCUAACGAACAAGUAACUUUAAAGUUGACUGGAGGUCAAGUUAUAUCUCAACCUUACAUUGAUAUGACAAUUGCAAUGAUGGAAUCUUUUGGUAUUAAAGUUGAACGUUUGGAGGGUGAUGUUUAUCGUAUUCCACAAGGUUUUUAUAAGAAUCCUGAAGUCUAUGUAGUUGAAUCAGAUGCGAGUUCUGCUACUUAUCCUUUGGCAAUUGCGGCUAUCUCUGGUAUUACUUGUACUCUUCCUAAUAUUGGAUCAUCAUCACUUCAAGGUGAUGCUGCAUUUGCUGUAAAGGUUCUUCGUGCUAUGGGAUGUACAGUAACUCAAACUUCUACAAGUACUACAGUAAAAGGUCCUCCUAUUGGAAAAUUGAAACCAUUACCUGAAAUUGAUAUGGAAACUAUGACGGAUGCAUUCUUGACUGCAUCUGUAUUAGCAGCUGUUGCAACUAAUCAAGAAGGAGGAAGUGAAAAAUGCAUUACUCGAAUAACCGGAAUUGCCAAUCAACGAGUAAAGGAAUGUAACAGAAUUGCCGCAAUGAUUGAUGAAUUAACCAAAUUUGGGGUUGAAGCAUCUGAAUUAUCAGAUGGUAUUCAAAUUCAUGGUACACGAAUUGAAUCUCUUAAAGGACCAGCAGAAGGUGUUCAUUGUUAUGAUGAUCAUCGAAUAGCAAUGAGUUUUAGUGUACUUGGUUGCGUGGUACCUAAUGGAACUAUAAUAUGCGAUAAAAAGUGUGUUGAAAAAACUUGGCCUAGUUGGUGGGAUGUUUUAGAGUCAAAAUUUGGUUCUAACUUAGAUGGAUUAGAUUUGAAAUCACAACGAGAAGAUUUAUUGACCCAAAAAGAGAUUGCAGUUUCAAAUCAAGAUGUUUCUAUAGUUUUCAUUGGAAUGCGUGGGGCUGGAAAAACUUUAUUAGGUAAAUCUAGUGCUAAAGCUUUAGGUCGUAAGUUUAUAGAUAUGGACGAUUAUUUCGAAACUGUAUUAUCUACAACAAUUCCUGAAUUCGUAAAAACCCAAGGUUGGAAUGCUUUUCGUGCAAAAGAAACCGAACUUCUUGCAUCAUUACUUAAAACUCAUUUAUCAGGUUGUAUAAUUUCUUGUGGAGGUGGUAUAGUUGAAACAGAAUCUUCGCGUGAUCUUUUGAAAAAAUUUACAAAGGAAAAAGGCAAAGUUGUUCAUAUUACAAGAGAUAUUAAAGAAAUAAUUAAAUAUUUGAAUAAAGAUACGAUUAGACCAAGUUAUGGAGAAAGCAUUCAUGAUGUAUGGAAACGACGAGAAGGGUGGUAUAAAGAAUGUUCAAAUUAUGAAUAUGAUUUAUUGACAGCAGAAAAUGUUAAUAACGAUAUUAUUGAUCCAUCCGAAUGGAAACUAAUUCAAAGAGAUUUUUUUAGAUAUUUGAAAUUUAUUACUGGACAAAUUACUAACAAUAUUGAAAAAUUAAAUAAUACGAAAUCAUUUUUUGUAUCAUUAACUUAUCCAAACAUUUCACCUUCAUUAAAAGAUAUUCCAAUAAUAACACAAGGUGUAGAUGCAAUUGAACUUCGAGUAGAUCUACUCGUACAAAGUGAUUCACAGAAAUUUAAAGAUUUUGAUUAUAUUCCAUCAUUAGAAUAUGUUUCACAACAGUUAGCACUUAUCAGACGUUCAUCAACGCUUCCCAUAAUAUUUACCGUGAGAUCAAAAGGUCAAGGUGGUAAAUUUCCAGAUAAUCGAGAGAAAGAUAUUUUUAAACUUUUAGAGCAUGCAGUAAAAUGGGGUUGUGAAUAUAUUGAUUUAGAAAUUGGAAGUUCAGAAGAUUUAAUUUUAAAUUUAAUUAAGAAUAAGGGAUAUUCAAAAAUAAUAGCAUCUUGGCAUGAUAUAUAUGGUAAAAUGAAAUGGGAUAGUGAAGAAGUUAGAAAUCGAUAUAAAAUCGCGGAAAAAUAUGGAGACGUUAUUAAAUUGAUUAGUAAAGCAGAAUCUCUCAAUGAUAAUUUAAAAUUACAAGAAUUUAUUCAAACAUUAUCAAGUAAAAAUUCUAAAUCAAUUAUUGCCAUUAAUAUGGGAACAGCGGGACAACUAUCACGUGUAUUAAAUCAAUUUCUUACACCCGUAACACAUUCAUUAUUACCAUCAAAAGCUGCACCUGGACAACUUACAGUUUGUGAAAUUUAUCAAGCUUUACAUUUAAUUGGUCAAUUACCUAAAAAGAAAUAUUAUCUCUUUGGCACACCAAUUAGUCAUUCAAUGUCACCUACUUUACAUAAUACAGGAUUUAAAGUAUUAGGGUUACCACAUUUUUAUGAUAUAUUUGAAUCACAAGAUGUUUCGGCGGUUAAACCAAUUAUUGAAGAUCCAGAGUUUGGAGGAGCGUCAGUAACUAUACCGCAUAAAAUCAAUAUUAAGCCUUACUUGGAUGAAAUUUCCGAACAUGCAAAAGCAAUAGGAGCUGUUAAUACGAUUAUAACAAAAAAUGAUGAAAAUAACAAACGAAAAUUAAUUGGUGAUAAUACAGAUUGGUUAGGUAUUGUUUACUCUAUCAAAGAUUUAAUUGAAAUUGAUUCCAAUACGUCAGCAUUAAUUAUUGGAGCUGGAGGUACUUCAAGAGCUGCAUUAUAUGCCGUAAAUCAACUUGGUGUUAAAAAUAUUUAUUUAUAUAAUCGUACACUUGAAAAUGCCAAUAUUUUAAUCAAAGAAUUUUCAACUUAUGGAAUUAAACCUUUAACAUCUCUUUCAAAUUCUUUACCAAUUCCACCUAAAAUAAUUAUAUCCACAAUACCAGCAACAGCUAAUUUAGAUAUUCCAGAUGAAUUAUUUAAAUCUGGUAAAGGAGGAGUUAGUAUAGAAAUGGCAUAUAAACCUAGAAGGACCAAGUUUUUGGAGAAGAGUGAAUCUAUGGGAUGGCACGGAAUUGAAGGAAUUAGAAUAUUAAUUGAACAGGGAAUUUUUCAAUUUGAAAAAUGGACAGGUAAAAGAGCACCUAGAGAAUUUAUGGAAGAGGAAGUGAUGAAAAAAUACAAUAUAUAA